AUGGUACUCGGAAUGAUUAACGGACUCGAGAUUGUCUCGCUUAUCGAUGUCUCCAUCGACAUCAUAAAAUUAAUCAGUGAGCUUCACGACGCAAUCAAGUCGUUCGAGGGACUUCCAAAGGCAUUCCAACACGUCAACGAGCAGCUCCCCCUGGUGCUGGACACGCUCACGCGCGCCAAGGAGAGAGUCCCCCAGCUUGAGGCCACGACGAGAGUCUUUGUCAAGGAGAAACUGCAACAAUGCGAGAAGAAGGCCUCGGAGCUCCUGGAAAUAUUCAAAUAUCUCAAGGAGACCCAGGGAAACUCAAUCAUGAAUGUAUACAAGCGAGUGGUGAAAACAAUUGGAAAACGCGGCCGAGUCGAAGACCUGAUGAAGGACAUCUUAUCAAGCGUCAAGGAGCUCUCGGAGAACCAGGUAUUUCAACUUGCAGGUCAAGUCGACAAGUUGCAAAAUGCCCUCGACACCUUGGCCCAGGUGAUCCCGUCCCUCGCGGACAGCGAGAUGGAGUCGAUGAAUGGAGGCACAAACCCUGAGCAAUUUGGCGACAACAACGUACAGAACUGGUCGGUUGGGGAUGGAGAUGCCUGGAACGUGACAGGCGUUGUCAACAGAGGGCAGAACUUCAAUCAGAGCAACCACUACGGCAACAUGAUCAAUACCACUGUGGCCAAAGAUCCAUGGGCGUGGCUCUUGGAUAAUCUUUCAUUCAAAGAUUGGCUGAAGCCAGGCUUCUGGAAGAAAGUGUUCUGGCUCUUCGGCGAGCCUGGAUUUGGGAAAUCUGCCCUCUGCGUCCACGCAAUUGAGGCCUCGGAAAAGCUUUUUAGAGACCGUAGCUCGCGCUCAGACCCAGCGGCGUUCUACUUCUACGACUACGGCGAGGAGCCUGAAAAUGACACAACAGUGUACCUCAAUCUGGCUGACAGCCUGUUCCGCCAGAAAUAUGCCUUCGGGGACCAGGUUUCAGACAAAAUCUUUGCAUUUGCAGGGAGUCGGGCGACCGGACCUUUGCUCAAGGAGUUCAUCAAAGCCAUCAUCGAGGAGCUCCAGGUUGCCUACAUCUUUCUUGAUGGCCUGGACGAGGUCUUACAUGACUCCCUAAGGGCCAAUCGUGCCCUCCAGACACUGAAUUUCUGCCUCAGCCUGACUGAACAGAAGGAGUUCGAUGUCAAGGUCUGGUGUAGCUCGCAGGACCGGGUCAAAAUUCGCACGGCCAUUGAAAAGUAUAAUGCUGGCUUCUGGCUACACCUCACUGGCGAAGAAAACGCGCCUGACAUCGAGAUUCUCGUCAGGACAUCGGCUGAGCAGAUGCAGAAGGACGGCCCGGAUGGCAUGAAAUUGCGGCAUUUGCACGAAGUGAUGCACACCAUCAAGGGGAACUUUCUCUGGGCCAGUCUGGCCGUGGAUUCGAUCGUGCAAGCCGGGCCCAAUUAUCUAUACACCUCCUUUUAUUAA
Molecule: messenger RNA, 1452 nt
Organism: Hirsutella rhossiliensis
Lineage: Eukaryota; Fungi; Ascomycota; Sordariomycetes; Hypocreales; Ophiocordycipitaceae
Exons: 4
Coding region: 1-1452 (483 amino acids)
Source: RefSeq, a predicted model, not a curated record